This is a messenger RNA of Adineta steineri, 691 nucleotides long. NCBI's taxonomy places the organism in Eukaryota, Metazoa, Rotifera, Eurotatoria, Adinetida, Adinetidae. The record is from the annotation of a GenBank genome assembly.
AUGGCUGAUAUUAAUAUUACUGGUGAUACAAAUAAUGAUGGUGACAUUUUGUUUGAUUUCAGCACGUAUGAAGAAUUUAGAACAGAACGGCUUAAAAUAAAUUAUGAAAAUACACUUAAAUUAUGGUAUUCUCUACCAUCUGGAUUGCCUACCGUUGAUAAUCGACGUGUCAGACGAUAUUCACAUCGAGAACAACGUGCACGAAAGAAAAAAGUCAUGCGUUUUUGUGCUUAUUAUGUUUUACUCAAACGAACACCUUACAAAAAGAAAGUUUAUGCUAAAGGUUCACAACUAUGGCACGAUUCAUUAAAUCUUCCUUCGUUACGGGAUGGAUCUAUAUUUGAUAUUUAUCAAUCAUUCAAUCGUCUUAUGAAUGAAUUCUUUGACAAGGCUGAAAACUACGAUUCAGCAGUCAAUAAAGACGAACUGUUCAAAGCAAGUCGUUUGGUUUGGUAUAUGUUUGCUUUCGAACUACAAUUAAAUCUACCAGUAGUUCUUACGGAUUCAAUGUUCGGCUACAAUAUGCUUUAUCCUUAUACAGACGAUUUAGUUGAUUCUAAUGAUAUAUCACGCGAGGCAAAAAAAGAUUUUGCUCAUAUAUUUCAUGAACGAUUACUUAUUGGUGAAUCGAAUUAUAAUUCAAAAUCUCAUUUCAAUGGUGUAAGAACGAAUGUUGACCAAUUACAAUUAU